CCGACGCAAAGCAAAGGACAGGUUCCCACUUUAUUCCUCUGCAGCGUCUCCUCUGAGGACCUGCGGCUGUCGGCACCGUGGAAAUCUCAUAAAGCCUCAUAAAAUGGGGAAUCUGCCUUUCUCCGCCAGUCUCUUCGGGACUGGUGAAACCAAGUCUGAAAAAGGCACUGAAGGGAAGUUCAUAACCAGGAAGAUCAGCAAAGGCAUAACCUAUUAUUAUGCUCCAUUCUCAGAGGCUGCCGACCAGACAGUGUGUCCUGCUAAAGACCUCUCCAAUUCCCUAGGCUCAUCUUUUCCACACUCAGCACCCUCUGCUGCUACUGACCUUUCCUCCUCCUCUCCCUUGCUGUCUGACACAAUCCCACAGACACCCCUACCAUCCCAAAACACACACCAAACACAUGCAGCCUCUUCUAACCGUCCAAUUCUUCUUUUCUUCUCCUGGCUCGGUGCCCAGCCAGGAACGGUGGCCAAGUACACAGAAAUGUAUUUGGAGCGUGGCAUGGAUGUUCUCUUGGUCCAGAGCAGUGUGUUCCACUUCCUGUGGCCUUCAUGGGGGCUUGAUUAUGGUUUGGAGGUUUUGAAGGUACUGGAGGAGCCUCAGUUCUCAGGGAGACCCAUACUGGUCUACGCCUCCUCCAUUGGUGGCUAUACUUUCACCCAGGUGGUCACCCACAUCGCCCAGAGACCGAAAGAGCAUGCAGACGUGGCUCAGAGGGUGACAGGGCACAUAUAUGACAGCUUGGUGGCUGGCAGUCUGGAGCACAUGGCCAUAGGUCUUGGCAAGACUUUGUUGCCAAGUUUGGAGGGCUUGGUCAAAAACAUGGCCAUGUUUUACUUCUGGCUCUUCAAGACCCAAACAGCAGACUUCUACAACAGCGGCAUCCAAGUUUUCCACAAUAGCCCUAUUACUGCGCCGGCCCUGUUCUUCUUCUGUGAGAACGAUGCCCUGUGUGACCCGUAUGCUGUCGAAAAGAUUUUGGACACCUGGAGAAGGAGGGGCGUGACUGUGCAGAGCAGGAAGUGGAAGAAGUCGAUACAUGCAGCUCACAUGCGAUGCCACCCGGAAGAAUACCUCUCUACGCUGGAACAAUUCUUGAACUCACUGCCUGUUUCCUCCCGCAAAGCAAACAUAUGAACUGUUGGGGGGGAGGAAGGAAAAGUUUGGUUUGACUGCCAUUUAAACAUUUUAAAAGUUGUUUUAUGUAAGUAAAUUAUUUUAAAGAGGAGGCACUUUAAUGACUUGUGGUUUAUUCAUUAUUUGUUGGAGUAAGUUAAAAGGACAUUUUUUCUCCUUAUAAGCAUUCUCAAAUGUUUGAAUCUUAUUGUUUUUAUUUUGACCAGGGUUACACUCUGAGUGAUUUGCACUAACUGAACUUUAACUGAAUUUAUUUGGUCCUUUAUGUCAGAUGACAUGUAUUUGUGAAUGAACAGCUGUUACAACGAUACCAGAGAUCUGGUUUCUGCACAAAAUGUCAAAUAAAACAUUCAC
Scomber japonicus (chub mackerel) is the source of this 1492-nucleotide messenger RNA. RefSeq lists its product as uncharacterized. The record is from RefSeq and is a predicted model, not a curated record. The transcript has 3 exons. Gene Ontology annotation, molecular function: serine hydrolase activity. Lineage: Eukaryota; Metazoa; Chordata; Actinopteri; Scombriformes; Scombridae. Bases 104 to 1138 code for a protein of 344 amino acids.